Cyclopterus lumpus (lumpfish) is the source of this 6624-nucleotide messenger RNA. RefSeq names its product NCK adaptor protein 1b (gene nck1b). Gene Ontology annotation, biological process: positive regulation of translation in response to endoplasmic reticulum stress; negative regulation of endoplasmic reticulum stress-induced eIF2 alpha phosphorylation; negative regulation of PERK-mediated unfolded protein response. The coding region runs from base 1671 to 2852 and encodes 393 amino acids. Gene Ontology annotation, molecular function: ephrin receptor binding. The transcript is spliced from 5 exons. NCBI's taxonomy places the organism in Eukaryota, Metazoa, Chordata, Actinopteri, Perciformes, Cyclopteridae. The record is from RefSeq and is a predicted model, not a curated record.
CAACUCCAGCAGGGCGUGGAUGCGGAUGUAUAGGCUCUGCUGAUGUAGGUGGGGUCUGAGGAAAUGGAUCCUUGUGUGUAUUUACUAACGGAGAGGACGUUAGGGUUUUCUUGUUGGCAUGCUGCUGCUAAGCCCAGUUGGAGACUACAUCAAACUAAUUUAGUGUAAAUACUGGAAGGUAAUAAUUAUAUAAUGUGUGAGUCUGCUUCAAUUUGACUUGUUUAGCAAAAACUAAUCCAGUGACCUUAUUUCUAAAUGUAGCCUGUUCCUGCAAGCACUUUGGUUAUGUAAUUUGUUAUUGUGUGUUAUAGGGGUACUUUGAUUAGGCUUUUACGGGUCAAUACAGAUCACUGAUUUACUUACUUGUGAAGAUCUGCGUCUUAUUUUUCCAGCAAGCAUUAUAAAGGAGACUCUGUGAAGCCACCGCUAUUGUAAAAAAGGACAUCUCAUCCUGUUUUCAAGCCACAAAAAGAGCAAGUCAGUUUAACCAAUGCCGUCUCUGUGGGCUCGAGAGUAGCAUCCAGCCUUGUGCCUUGUGAAGGGGAGAUUAUGCAGUCCUAAUUAACUGGGAAGUGAAAACACUUUUCAGCUUUGCUUGUGUAGUUUCCUUUUCUAUUAAGAUGAUUUUCAAAUUCACCAAUGGAUAUCUGUCAUGAUUGGGUGCCCAAUGUAUCAGAAUAGGGGUGUUUAAUAAAAGAUUGAUACCGUAGAUUUAAAUAGUCUGUGUUUACAGUUCAUUCUUGCAGCUCUAGAGAAAUGGACGAGGUAAUACGGUAUAUCGUUUGGAUGAGAUUCCUCUAACCUGCAUAAAUACUGCCGCUACUGUCAAAGUGGCCGGGCUAGAUUUUGUGUGAAACAUUUUGUGGCUGAAUUGCAAUACAACAUAUUUCAAUUGGAGGCAUCUGUUUAUCCUUCUUACAGAUUUGUUUUGACCAUAGAGCAAGCCUUUUGUUGUGAAAUUGGCCGAAAAGAAAGCUUGAAACUGUUGGUGUUUGUUGAUAUGACAGUAAAUCUCUGGCAAUUCUCAAAGGACAUGAACCAGUCUAUUUUAGGCCAUUCCCAACUGCUGAGGGUGAUCCUGAGGGGUGGAUAACCAAAUGCUUUCACACAGUCUUGAGCCUAUAGGCUUAGCCCAAAACACUAGAGACCCGGCUGUCCUUAAUUCAGUUUUAAUAUGAUACUGGAAUAAUGCAGUUUUAUUGGAGAACAUCAUAUUUUCAUCCAGUGUUCACGUUUAAAUUGGUUUUUAACUCUCUUAAUUGAGAUGCAUUACAUGCAUCAAUGCAAGGCAAAGAUAAGUUAUCUGAACUCAGAGGUCAAAUCUGCACUCUGUCAGAUUGCAUCACUUUCCCAUCAUCCGGUCACCCUUGUGUCCACACUUCCUGUCUCACAGCUGGCCCGCCAAGUCUCCCAUGACCCUUUGCUGCUAUGCUUCUGUUUUGUUUUGAGAGAAUCUAGGACAGCUGGGAUGUGUUGCAGUCUCAUGGGCUUUAGUUGCUGUCCCCGUGGCUCGAUGUGAAAAAGAACACGCCGCAUAUUCGUCAGUCCGCCGCCGUCCUGCACCGUCCGAUUGUGAAGCCGGACCUGCCGUGUGGCCACAAUGUCUACAGAGAAGUAUCAAAUUCCUUGAAGUUGUCAGCUUUGAUGCAGUACAGUGUACUGAGUGCAAGAUGACGGAAGAGGUGAUUGUCAUCGCCAAGUUCGACUACAUGGCCCAGCAGGACCAGGAGCUGGACAUAAAGAAAAACGAGCGCCUCUGGCUCCUCGACGACUCCAAAUCCUGGUGGAGGGUUCGAAAUGCCACCAACAAAACAGGCUUUGUGCCGUCCAACUAUGUGGAGAGGAAAAACAGUGCCAGGAAAGCUUCUAUUGUCAAGAAUCUCAAAGACACACUUGGAAUCGGGAAGGUGAAGAGCAGAAAGGGGGGGAUGCGAGACACGGCCUCCAACGCAGACACAGACAUGGGUGCAGAUAACAGCGAGCGACUGUACGACCUCAAUCUCCCCGCCUUGGUCAAGUUCAGCUACACGGCCGAGCGCGAGGACGAGCUGUCUCUGGUGAAAGGCACGCGGGUUGUGGUGAUGGAGAAGUGCAGUGACGGCUGGUGGCGCGGCAGCUACAGCGGACGGUCUGGCUGGUUUCCGUCCAACUACGUGACGGAGGACAUGGACGGGACGGCGGGGGGUGGGGGCAUGGGUGGCCUCGGAGACCCGGCCGGAUCGCUAACGGAGAAGCUGGCGGCCGUGGUGAACAGCACCACGAAUGGGAACAGGGUGCUGCACACGGUUCAGGCACUCUACCCUUUCAGCUCGGGCAAUGACGAGGAGCUUAACUUUGAAAAAGGCGAGGUGAUGGAGGUCGUGGAGAAGCCCGAGAACGACCCGGAGUGGUGGAAGUGUCGCAAAGCGGACGGACAACUGGGCUUGGUGCCUAAAAACUACGUCACUGUGCUGGACUCCGCCUCCCAUAAAUCCGCCGCAGGGCCUGCUGGGCCGCCCACGCCCGACUGUGACUACAUCUCGCCCUCAAGCAUCGGACGCUUCGCGGGGAAGGAGUGGUACUACGGGAAGGUGACGCGCCACCAGGCGGAGGUGGCCCUCAACCAGAGAGGCGUCGAGGGGGACUUUCUCAUCCGAGACAGCGAGUCCUCGCCAAAUGACUUCUCCAUCUCCCUGAAGGCGCAGAGUAAGAACAAGCAUUUCAAAGUGCAGCUGAAAGAAAACCUUUACUGCAUUGGACAGCGCAAGUUCAACUCUAUGGAGGAGCUUGUUGAACACUACAAAAAGGCCCCCAUCUUUACCAGUGAGCAGGGAGACAAACUGUACCUGAUCAAGGCUCUGGCUGCUUCCUGAUCCUUCUGUUACACACACACACACACACUUCCACGCAGACACACACACAAACCUAUACAUUAACUGCAUCCCUAUAUAAAUACAUACAGAUACUUACGCCAGAACACACACUAACAUUUAAACUCCGAGCCUGAGGACGCAUCAUCAGGACUUAAAUGCCCGAUUUGUGUGCAUUCCAAGAGGAGGUAUGGAAAACGUAGGGGAGACACACGGAGGAAUGGAAGGGGAGACAAAAAGACGAUGGACUCCUGAGAGUUGACUACAGACUUCUUGUUCGCCUAUUUUAAAUUAUCCAGAUGUGUUAGGUCAUAGGCAAUGCCAUUUAUUUCCACCUUGAUAUCUAUUAGAGUUGCCUUUUAGUUUCUUUUUUUUUUGUUUUUUUUUGUUAAUAUAUAAUCUUUUUAACGGUUUCUUUUUAAAAAUUUGACUUUUAACUGUAUCCAAUUCACAACAACCACCCGUAUGAGGCAUUUUUCAGAUGUUCGCAAACUCGCCUACAGAGGUCGACAUUUCAACUCGUUUUUAUGUUGUCUGUCUUCAUUUUUUCUCUCUGAUUUGUGGACACGCUAAUCCACAACUUCUGCUAACUGCUAAUCAUGAAUAAAAUCUAAGUGACCAAAAUAUAUUUAUUGAUACAAUUCUGUUAGGAGAUUGCACGGCGCCUGUGGUUGGAGGAUUUGGAGGAUUCCUCUUGUGCAAAGUCAAACUUAGUUUAUUUUUGUACAACCAAACUGCUUGUCUUACAUAUUGCUGUAUCCAUAUCAUGUGAAUGUUACAAAGCCGAGACAUUGCAGACAGUUGGUGGGGGGGGGGAGGGGCUGACUUUGCAUGUUUGCAUGCAGGCAGUGAAGGCGCUUUCACUGCCAUCUCCCAAAAGAGAGACCGUCUUCAUGAGCGACGGGGAGUUUAUCUAGAGGUCAUGUGACGAGUCAGAAAGGACUUUCCUCCCCGGCCGCCUGCCGCAGUGUGACUGACAGCUGAUGCCUCCUCCCAGUGUCGCUAAAGGGGAUGUUUCUCUGGAGGCGGAGGGAGGAGGGCAUCGGGGUGGGUGCGCGCUGACGACAGUGCAGCUUCCAAACGCACACCAGUUCUGUGGAGCUGGGAGGGGAAACGGAGGAUGAUGUCACUGCUCCUCAAUUAGUGAUCACUGGAGGGAAAGGAUGAGUGGGGUCACUCGGGGGUCGCGUUUGUGCGGUUGCAGCACAUACACGUCACGCCAGGAGACGGCCUCUUUCUCGUAGACACAGACGGUUUCCUGAAACAAAUGACUUUUUACGACAAAGUACUGGUAAAAGAAAUGCGAGAUAUUUUCUUUGAUACCUGGGCUAAUAUUUCCAUGGUCAAUAUGUCUUAAGAAGGGUCCUAGAUCGGGGAGUCCGGCUUCGCGUUCCCCAAAUGUACGGUCGCCGUCAAGUCGGAAUAAAGUGCACCUAAAUGUGUUCAGUAAAACACACGGUUUGUAUUUCCAGUGAACGGGUAUUUGUGGAGUGAAAAUGGACCAAGUAGUGUUUGAAUGUUGAAGAGGCAGCGAGCAGCAGUGAGCCGCUGCAGCCGCUCGCUCGGGGAGAUGAUGAACACGAUGAUGAGUUCUCCAGCCGCGGCCAGUUGGACCCGAGUGCAGAGAGGGGGUGGAUUUCAUAGUGGGGGAAUGGAAAAAAUGGACCUUUUUUAAAAAAAAAAAAAAAAAAAAAAAAGCGGUGAAGUAGGAUCUAGGGAGGAGACUUGGAGAAUGUGUUCCACUGAAUGGAGUAUCUGGAGUAGCGCUCCCAGGUCCACUACGAGAGGGGAAGUGAACGAAGGCCAACGCCGAUGUAUCACAGGAGAAAAGAAAGGCUUUCAAGGUCUAAUUAAUCCAAGCAGGAAAAAGGCAGUCGUGCCACAAGGAACUCAAAACAUGGAUGUGAACCUUUUUUUCUUCUUUUCUUUUCUCUCCAUUCCCCAGAUGAUUGACAGAGCUAUUCAUACAAUAACUUUUGUUUUCUCUGUUUUGGAGCCGUAAGAGAUGAAUUGUAAACUGUGCAACAAUUACCUUUCAGUUUGAUUUAUGACAGAUUUUUUUUUUAAUUCAGUACCAGUCGUCAUUUUAUUAAAUAGUAGAAAUACAACAUUCCAGGAUUAAAAGGCUUCCUCUAGGACUCAACGGUCUUGUUUAAUACCUAAACAUGGUUGAAACUGUAAAUCAGAGACUUGUUUAUCGGAGUGUUUUGUGUUCAUUUUGGGUCCUAAAUCUAUAAACAGAAACACGUGUAGGGCAUCUGUGCCUGUAUUCCCGUCAUUUCCAGUCUUCCCCGUUUUGAUGUGUGCGUUCUCAGUCCCCAGAUCAGUGUUUAGUGUGACAGGAAUCCUGUCGCACGUCGUCCGUGACACCCGAUCCCUGGCUGUUGCGUUGGUGACAUUUCUUCUGACACUUUACGAGUGUUUGCCUACAGUGAUGACCAACUGCUAACAACCACCCGAUUUUCUUUCUUUCUUUUUUUUUUUUAUUUUCUUCUGUGAAAUUUCUUCCCCGACUUCCAGUUCUACGGCAUCGGUAAUAUUACACAGCAUCAAAGUGACAAACGCCAACGCAAUGUGCUCCAGUUUGAAGGAUUUAGGAGAUUUUAAUGUGCCUUCACAGCUUUUCCGUCAACCAAAGGUUUCGUCUUUUUUCUUCGUCUUCUUCUUCCCACCUCUCGUCAUCACUAUUUGGUUGCAGCUUUGCAUGUGCGUCCGAUUCGUGAGCGUUUUGUUGGGGCGGCAUCCUCGUAGAGUAUUUCCUCUUUUAGCCGUCGGCUAAACAUGUCAUUGUCUAAGGUUUUUCCUUUUUUAUUUUAUGUUUUAUGUUGUCUCGCAUACAAUGCCCAUUAGGUGAUAAUGUGUGUAGUUUCAAGUGACCUUACCUUUUGCUGAGUUCAUCAAGUAUAACUUCUUAAGUGAACAGUGAAUGCCUACAUGUACAGUAUACAAUGUUCAUUCACAGACAUAACCCCCAGGUGUGAUGUAAUCAUGACCUGAAUCUCACGGGAGCACCUCAAGUAACGGCGUCGCAUAUCGUUGGUUGUGAAGAAACCGUCAUGGUUUCCAAGGAUUUUUUUUUAUUUUUAAAAUGUCUGUAUGUAUUUCAUAUAAGACUAGUGUCAGACAUUCACUUUUGCAGUUUAGCCACUUAAAUAUGUAAAAAAAGAAAGAAAAAUCCUCAAUACGUAAAUGUUUUACUUGAUAUUCAAAUACAGAACUACAGUAUCUCCCUGCAUAGAUAUUGUUAUGAACUGGGAUCUCUUUUUGUCCAUCUGACACCAAUGGAGGCUGCAUGAGCAGAGCCUUGUAGCUGUACAGAAAGGGUUCUAAAGUCUGCUUAAAAGGACACGGGCGUCAGUUGUGACGGAUAUUAUCAAGAGAUCGUUUAUCAAACAAUUUUUCAUGUUCAAGAACUACCGAGCAGCCGCAUCGCUUUUUGUUUAUCGACUGCUAAACGAGCCGGAGAUGAUCUCGAAUCGCCGCCCCGAUUGAUUUCUUGAUAAUAUUCCAAACAAAUGACCCCCCGGGUUCAACUUUGGUGCUUUUGUGCUGCUUCUUGGUGUUCUUUGUCUCACAGAGCUUUUUUUUUUUUUUUUUUUCUGUAUGAGAGAGUGAAGAAAACAGAUCCAUGCUGUGGAAUGAUAAAGGCAGUGCUGUGAAAUUUAAUGUCAUGCUCUUAAUACUGUUUUUAUGGAGGGGAGAUUGUCUUCAGGUGUAAUAAUUUAGAAGAGUUUAUUAGAGUGUUCAAAAGACGUAAUAAACAGCAUAAAAAUGA